UAUAUUACUUGAUAGACCAAUCUAUAUCUACCAUUACAAAUAACAUUACAGUUAUUAGGAGUAUAAUAUUAAAUAACGCUACUGAGAGCAACGUAGAAAUGAUAGAUGAAAAGGGUCUGAAAUGGAUUUCCUUGAUUAUUCUCCUUGGAAUAAUAUUUCUAAAUAUAGAGGUGGUAGUGUUAUUAGUAUCGAGAAAACCAAAAUCUAGAAUGAAAUUUUUUGUGGCGAACUUGGCAAUUGCAGAUCUUUGCGUGGGACUAUUUUUUGUACUGCCUGAGACUCUGUUUAAUUGGUUUGAUGUCUUAUGGAAUCCAUACGCGUGUUAUAUUCUUUACGUGUAUUUCUCAAUGGUUCCAUUUUAUGUGUCAACAUAUGCAAUCGUAGUGUUAUCAAUUGACCGUGCAUAUGUUAUUUUAAAACCCUUUGCGUCCGCAUCUAAAGGCAAACUAUAUCGAUAUGGACUAGCAUUGUCCUCAUGGGUGAUUGGAUGUAUCCUUGCAAUUCCUUACGGGGUGUUUGGUACAUAUAGCGAAAAGGAAGUUUACUGCUCACAUGAGGCUCCAAGCUUAGUUAUGUUGUACUUAGAUCUCUGUACUAUUAUCGUAAUACCACUGUUAAUAAUAAGUGCGUGUUACAUUAUUAUCAUCAUCAAAAUAUAUGGUCGCAGGAGUGGUGAAUUUAUUCUAAAUAAAAGCAAAGAUUCAGGUAAAAUAUUUUACAACAGUGGUAAUUAUAUAAACGAUUCUAACAUUAAGUCCUUCAAACACUUUGAGUACACACCAGUGGUAAGCAAGGAAUAUAUUGUUUUGGCUGUUCCGAACGUACUCCCUUGA
This is a messenger RNA of Mytilus trossulus (common blue mussel), 833 nucleotides long. RefSeq names its product cardioacceleratory peptide receptor-like. Lineage: Eukaryota; Metazoa; Mollusca; Bivalvia; Mytilida; Mytilidae. The coding region runs from base 99 to 833 and encodes 244 amino acids. The transcript is spliced from 4 exons. The record is from RefSeq and is a predicted model, not a curated record. Gene Ontology annotation, molecular function: G protein-coupled peptide receptor activity. Gene Ontology annotation, biological process: neuropeptide signaling pathway. Gene Ontology annotation, cellular component: plasma membrane.